This is a messenger RNA of Hyaena hyaena (striped hyena), 1700 nucleotides long. It is a transcript of the gene LDHA, whose product is annotated as lactate dehydrogenase A. Gene Ontology annotation, biological process: carboxylic acid metabolic process. Gene Ontology annotation, molecular function: L-lactate dehydrogenase (NAD+) activity. The transcript is spliced from 8 exons. NCBI's taxonomy places the organism in Eukaryota, Metazoa, Chordata, Mammalia, Carnivora, Hyaenidae. Gene Ontology annotation, cellular component: cytoplasm. The record is from RefSeq and is a predicted model, not a curated record.
UCCCGCGCCCAGCUCCGAGUACGGGAGCCGCUGCCGCCAAGUCCGGACCCAACACCUAGCGCCGCCGACAUCCGCCCGCCCGACGUGCAAUCCCGAUUCCUUUUGGUUCUAAGUCCAAGAUGGCAACUCUCAAGGAUCAGCUGAUUCAGAAUCUUCUUAAGGAAGAGCAUACCCCCCAGAAUAAGAUUACAGUUGUUGGGGUUGGUGCUGUUGGCAUGGCUUGUGCCAUCAGUAUCUUAAUGAAGGACUUGGCAGAUGAACUUGCUCUUGUUGAUGUCAUUGAAGACAAGCUGAAGGGAGAGAUGAUGGAUCUCCAGCAUGGCAGCCUGUUCCUUAGAACACCAAAAAUUGUCUCUGGCAAAGACUAUAGCGUGACUGCAAACUCCAAGCUGGUUAUCAUCACAGCUGGGGCACGUCAGCAAGAGGGAGAGAGCCGUCUUAAUUUGGUCCAGCGUAACGUGAACAUCUUUAAGUUCAUCAUUCCUAAUGUUGUGAAAUAAAGCCCGAACUGCAAGUUGCUUAUUGUUUCCAAUCCAGUGGAUAUCUUGACCUACGUGGCUUGGAAGAUAAGUGGCUUUCCCAAAAACCGUGUUAUUGGAAGUGGUUGCAAUCUGGAUUCAGCCCGGUUCCGUUACCUCAUGGGGGAAAGGCUGGGAGUUCAUGCAUUAAGCUGUCAUGGAUGGGUCCUUGGCGAGCAUGGAGACUCUAGUGUGCCUGUAUGGAGUGGAGUAAACGUUGCUGGUGUCUCCCUGAAGAAUCUGCACCCUGAGUUAGGCACUGAUGCAGAUAAGGAACAGUGGAAAGAGGUUCACAAACAGGUGGUUGACAGUGCCUAUGAGGUGAUCAAACUGAAAGGCUACACUUCCUGGGCCAUUGGACUGUCUGUGGCAGAUUUGGCAGAAAGUAUAAUGAAGAAUCUUAGGCGGGUGCAUCCAAUUUCCACCAUGAUUAAGGGUCUCUAUGGAAUAAAAGAUGAUGUCUUCCUUAGUGUCCCUUGCAUCUUGGGACAGAAUGGGAUCUCAGAUGUUGUGAAGGUGACUCUGACUCCUGAGGAAGAGGCCCGCUUGAAGAAGAGUGCGGAUACACUUUGGGGGAUCCAAAAAGAGCUGCAGUUUUAAAGUUUUCUAACGUUGUACCACUUCACAGUCUAGACUACGACAGGAUUUUAGUUGGAAGUUGUAUAUAUUGUCCUUAUUAUUGGAUCUGUUACUCAAGUGGUAAUGUUAAAAGGGCUUAGGAAGAACAUCAGUUUCCUAAAGUUAAAAUUGGAAUGGCUCACAAAACCUUGCAGCCAUAUCCAGACGGUGGAUGGAACCUAUGUUGUAGAGUCCUGAGUUGGUUAACGUAAAAUAGUUCCAUCGCCUCGGACGCACAACUGCCAAUGCUGCAUAUGCUGCGGCUGCUGUUCAAACCAGAUGUGUAUUUCCUGUGUGUUCUAUUACUUCUGGUUCCUUCCACCCAACACGCCUAGUCCAACUUUUGUUUUUCCUCCAGCCAGUCACAUCCUGGGAUCCAGUAUGUAAAUUCAGUAUUGCAUGUUGUGCAUAACUGUUCUAAAGGAUCUUAUUUUGUGUACUAUAUCAGUCAGAAUAUAGUGUACAUUGCCAUAUAAUAUAAAACGAAAGAUCUGCAUAUAAACAAUGCAACCAACUAAGUGUCAUACCAACCAACUAAAAUACCAAAUAAACUUUAAACGGUGA